GUUGGAAUGGCUGAGAUCUCAUAUGUGGAAGUUGGAAUAUUUCCCGGAACGUGCAGGCGUGUGCUGUACACGUAUAGCGGCCGGGGAAGACUGCUGGGAGAGGAGAUGUCCUCUAUAUCGCACACACAGGCCGUAGCAGCAUCUCCCAUCCUAUAGGACAGCGGUGACCGCCCAUCCUCCUCCGUACAGCUCUGUGCAGGGAGCACCUGUGGGGGAGGAGCCAAUCACUGACACAUUCCCGGCCACAUACAACCAAUGGCCUCCAGCAUCGCCCAGGACUGAGAACAACAUGGAGCACAUCAGGCUGCCGAAGGUUGAAAACGUCCGUCUACUUGACCGGAUAUCUUCUAGAAAGGCAGCGUUGGGUACAUUAUAUCUUACAGCAACUCAUGUCAUUUUUGUUGAAAAUAUCUCAGAGACCCGCAAAGAAACUUGGAUUCUUCACAGCCAAAUCUCUUCUAUUGAAAAACAAGCUACAACUGCAUCAGGCUGUCCUUUACUUCUCCGCUGCAAAAACUUUCAAGUAAUUCAAAUCAUCAUCCCUCAAGAGAGAGAUUGCCAUGACAUCUACGUAUCGCUAGCCAGAUUGUCACGACCAGUUAAAUAUGAAGAGCUGUACUGCUUCUCCUUCAACCCCAAACUGGACAAGGCAGAGCGGGAAGAAGGCUGGAGGCUGAUUGACCUGAGCGGAGAGUACAGCAGAAUGGGGGUGCCCAAGAGCCUGUGGCAGCUCAGUGAAGUUAAUCGUGAUUAUCGAGUUUGUGACACGUACCCAACUGAACUCUACGUACCAAAAUCUGCUAGCGUGCCAAUCAUCGUCGGGAGCUCAAAGUUUCGUAGUCGUGGUCGUUUUCCUGUUCUGUCCUAUUAUUAUCAAGAUAAUGAUGCCUCUAUAUGUCGUAGUAGUCAGCCGCUGUCUGGAUUCAGUGCUCGCUGUCUUGAGGAUGAACAGAUGUUGCAGGCGAUAAAGAAAGCAAAUCCUGGCAGUGAUUUCCUCUAUGUCGUUGAUACCAGACCAAAACUGAAUGCCAUGGCAAACCGAGCAGCUGGGAAGGGCUAUGAGAACGAGGACAACUACUCCGACAUAAAGUUUCAAUUUAUUGGCAUUGAGAACAUCCAUGUGAUGAGGAAUAGUCUCCAGAAGAUUUUGGAAGUAUGUGAACUUCGAUCGCCAUCUAUGGGUGAAUUCCUGUGGGGUCUGGAAUCAUCUGGGUGGUUAAAGCACAUCAAGACCAUACUGGAUGCCGGCAUCUUCAUUGCCAAGGCAGUAGCUGAAGAAGGGACUAGUGUCCUCGUCCACUGUUCUGAUGGGUGGGACCGCACGUCUCAGGUUUGCUCAGUGGCAAGUCUACUCAUUGACCCAUACUACAGAACCAUGAAAGGCUUUAUGGUAUUGAUUGAGAAAGAUUGGAUUUCGUUUGGUCAUAAAUUUAAUCACAGAUAUGGACAUUUAGAUGGAGACCCAAAGGAAGUAUCCCCAGUGAUUGACCAGUUUCUAGAGUGUGUCUGGCAGCUUAUGGAACAAUUUCCAUGUGCAUUUGAGUUUAAUGAAAGGUUCCUCGUCCAUAUUCAGCAUCAUAUAUACUCCUGCCAGUAUGGAAACUUCCUGUGUAAUUGCCAGCGAGAGAGAAAAGAACAGAGGGUUCAAGAGAGAACGUACUCCCUUUGGUCCUACCUGUGGAAGCAGCAUUUGGAUUACAUGAACCCCCUUUACAGACCAAACCACAGUCAGACAUUGGGCAUGCUGCGACCUAAUACAGCGCCAUCCUCUUUCAAGUUUUGGAGAGGACUUUACAAUCGCUUUGAGAAAGGUAUGCACCCCAGACAGUGCGUGACUGAUUAUCUGCAGGCAGUGAAGGAAGAAACUCAGCAACUUGAGGAAGAGCUGGACUGCAUGGAAAAGAGACUAGCAAAGCUGGAGACUCGUCAAACCAAUGAAGUAAACAAGAAGUUUGAUGACCAAGCGAAAAACAACACAUUCCAGAUGUGUAUCACCAAGAACUCUCCUGUAAACUCGCCCCAGGAUUACAGCAACAACCUGAAGUUGUUCCCUUCCCGCAGCCCAUCCCAGGGUGAGGAGGAUUCGGCCCUCAUUCUUACUCAAGACCACUUGAAAAGCUCUGACCCAGACCUGUCUGCCAACAGUGACCAGGAGUCUGGGGUGGAGGACUUAAGCUGUAGGUCCCCAAGUGGUGGAGAUUCUCUACCCAGUGAGGAUAGCGGGAAGGACCCCGAUUCAGACGAAGCCAUGUUUCUGAAUGCUUAGGUCUUUUUCAGAUUUAUUUAUAGGGAGUUGUGCAAUGUUAUCUGGGAACGAUAUAUUGAAAAGGAAAAUGCCCUCCUUGGUUCGUAGUUUGGGAGAGGAGUGCGCCAUGCAUUGAAGAUUCUACAUCACAACCUUGCUGGUGUGGUACUCACAAGCAUUAUGAACUGAACUUGGACACCCCUG
Molecule: messenger RNA, 2449 nt
Organism: Rana temporaria (common frog)
Lineage: Eukaryota; Metazoa; Chordata; Amphibia; Anura; Ranidae
Gene: MTMR7
Product: myotubularin related protein 7
Exons: 14
Coding region: 290-2266 (658 amino acids)
Biological process (GO): phosphatidylinositol dephosphorylation
Molecular function (GO): phosphatidylinositol phosphate phosphatase activity
Source: RefSeq, a predicted model, not a curated record